AUGUCGACUAUGCAGAAUGUUGAACUAACAGCUAUUGAUGAUUACGUCCAAGAGUUUUCGCCCCAAGUGGACCCGAAACCGAGAUCUUGGCCACCGCUACAAGGAAUUGCUCUAGUUGAAGUUCGACAUGAGUUGUUAAUGUACGGAGAGGUAAAUUUAUUUGUUAUUUAUAAAAUCAUAAUAGUAGUUCCAAUUAUUAUAGUUCUGGUUAUUUUGAAAAUUCAAAACUGUAUUGUUUAUUUUGAAAAACACUUUAAAAACUGUUUUGCACCGUGCAAGUUUUAAAAGGACGAUUGCACGGUGCAGAAUUUAAUUUACUAUUAGCAGCAUGGUGCAAUUGGUAGUUCAAGCGCCAAUUUAAAGGUAAAGUCUGGUUAAAAGACCUUUUUUAGGUUUUGGCAAUUGUAUUCUUAUUAGUGGGUUUAGUCAACGUUGCUUUAUACCCAUGGGUACGAUUUGGCCAUGUCAACGUGCUUCAUAAUUAUGAAAAUGUCCUGAAUUUCGAUGUCGAUAAGUUCGAUGAGGUGAGUUUUAACGAAAGGCUUUGCGAUUUUGAAAAUCAUUUUGUAAAAAAAAGUUAUUGCAGUUUUUAAAAAUGCAUAUGUAAACAAAUUGCUUUCGUUUUUUAACUUCCUUUUCAGGUUUACGGUAAUCUGACAGAAUUAAUUUCUUUUCCGACAGAAGGUGUGUCACCGGCAGAAAUGUUGGAAUCGGUGACAUAUAAAUCUCCAGGUUGUGCAGUUUCCACUGAUCUGCCGGUAAUGAUAAGUGAAAGAUCACAUUUUUUGAAAUUUUUUAAAAGUUAGAAUUGAAAAAAAAUUUCAUUUUAGCCAAACCAAACAGCUGAACAUAAAGUAAAAUGCGAAACCGCUACCCAUCUCCGUAAUGGAUUUAUGUAUUUUGCCAAACAAGCAUCCUAUGACCAAUAUAAAGAGUUGGUCGCGGCCAAGUCAUUUCAGAAGUUCCACAAAUACGAAUGUUGCCAUCAUAACCGACUCAAGCUUUGUCCAUGUGGAUUUGUGGUUGAGAACGCGACACAUUGUUUUGGACCGUAAGUUUGUAGUCAUUUUACAGAAGGUUAUAGUCUUUUUAGGCUGGAAUGAUAGACAAUUACUUAUAAUAAUACUUUUAGUGCUCCAUUAGAAGAAACUUGUGACGAUUUCGCAAACGGCACCCACUUUGUCAGCAUGGUUGAAUCUGACCCAAUGUGUAAAGAAUUUGUGGAAAUGUUUGAAAACAAAGGGUGUAAGUGUUUUACGAACUUUUGGACCAAAUUUAUGAAAAAUUGACGUUUUUUCGAAAAAAUUGCACAGUGCAAUACUGAACAGCAAAAUGCUGUAAAAAACGCUUAAUAAAAACUGUACGAUGCAAUAAUAUAGUACACUUUCAGACCCCGAAACCAAGGUAGAAUCAGGACUGGAUUACUGUGCAGUAUUGGUGAGAUCAUCUUAUGGAAAUAUGUGGGAUAAUGGGUACGGAUUCUGCGUUUACAAGAAACCUCCAUACACACCGUAUUACAUGCUUUGA
Messenger RNA from Bursaphelenchus okinawaensis, 1527 nucleotides. The record is from the annotation of a GenBank genome assembly. Lineage: Eukaryota; Metazoa; Nematoda; Chromadorea; Rhabditida; Aphelenchoididae.